AUGGACUUCACUGAGUGCUACAGUGUGGCCGCUGCUGCUCGCUCAGGCUUCAGGAGGCUGCUGAGGAUGCUGAUUCAGAGAGGCUGCAGUUUGGACUGUCGGGACAACCGAGGCUGGACCCCCCUGCAUGAGGCGGCGGCAGCUGGCAGCAAAGCGUGCGUCCUGGAAAUCCUGUCAGCUGUCAGAGCACGCUCCUCCAUCUGUAGUCGUGUUUAUGUGAACCAUCUGACGCAUGAGGGGGAGUCUGCCUGUUACCUGGCAGCGCAGCGUGGACACCUGGAGGUGGUCCAACUGCUCCUCAGAGCACACGCUGAUAUCAACCAGCUCACUAACGACUUGUCCUGUCCUGUUUAUGAAGCUGUUAGCCACGGGCACACAGAUGUUGUAGAACUGCUGGUAAGCAAAGGUGCUGAGGUCAACAGAAUAUACACAGAGUCCAGCUGGACCUGCCUGCACCAAGCUGCAUAUAAGGGCCACACUGAGAUCGUGCGCAUUCUUGUUAACAAAUGCAACCUGGAGGCAGUAGAUGAUCACAGGAUUUCCCCGUUAUUUGUGGCUGCAGCGUACGGACAGAGGGGGUGCCUGGAAAUACUCGGUAAUGCCGGUGCCAACGUGAACAAGCAGGCAGUUGAUCUGAGUACACCUCUGUUCAUCGCCUCUCAGGAGGGACACCAGGCCUGCAUGGACUUCCUGUUGGACCACGGGGCUGACCCUAACAUGGUCUGCAGUCACGAUUGGCCCCAGUUGGCCAUUCACGCCGCAGCCCAGUUUGGUCACAUCGGUAUCCUCAGGAGCCUCAUAGCUGUUACGGAUCGUGCGUGCGACCGCGGCGAGAGCAUGGUGAGUCCGGUGUAUGUGGCUAUCAACAGUGAUCAGACCAAGAGUGUGGAAUUGCUGUUGAGGGAAGGUUACAGCCCAGAUGCCCAGGACUGCUCGCACACCCAUGGCCUCCUCUCACCGCUUUCCCUGGCCUUGUAUCGCACACCCCAGAAACCUUACAGUGAGUCGGUGAAACUGCUGAUAGCUGCAGGAGCAAGGUUGAGUGAGAAACAUUGGAUUUAUGCUUUGGCCACUGACGAAGCAGACCUGCUGCAGCUGAUAUUUGAGCACCGGUGGAUACCUCGCCCAGAGGCUGUGACCAGCGACGAAUGUGUACUGCAGCAUGAUGGGAAAACUGAGCUGAAGCUGAGAGAACUGAACGAGAUGCUCUCUGUGGCUCUAAACCAAGUAUAUUUUGCUGGCUGCUGGCUUCCUCUUCUCCUGAAGGCAGGACUGGAACCAUCUUUACUGCUUCAGCCCCACAUGUUGGAAGAGGCAGACAGCCAGGUGUUAAAUUACCUCCUUGAGUUUGUAAACUGGUCGACUUUAUCUCCCCAUUUGAAACAUAUUCUGGAUCGAAGGGUGGCAGAAAAGUCCUGGGAUCCACAUCCAUGUUUCGACUCCGUCCCCUGUCUUUCCCACAUCUGCCGGCUGCAGGUCAGAGCACUGCUGGGACCAGAUAUCCUGAUGAGGACCAAUGUCGUCCAGCAGCUUCCUGUCCCCAACCGGCUUCAUGAUUUUCUUAAAUUCAGGGACAUCCCAGAAGCUACAUACACACACGCGCCACCAUUACCUAUUUCACAGCGACUCUGGGAAUAUCCGAUGACCCUUGUGCCCUAUGGAUGA
Messenger RNA from Pelmatolapia mariae (spotted tilapia), 1665 nucleotides. RefSeq names its product ankyrin repeat and SOCS box protein 3-like. The transcript is spliced from 10 exons. Bases 1 to 1665 code for a protein of 554 amino acids. Gene Ontology annotation, biological process: intracellular signal transduction. Gene Ontology annotation, molecular function: protein binding. Lineage: Eukaryota; Metazoa; Chordata; Actinopteri; Cichliformes; Cichlidae. The record is from RefSeq and is a predicted model, not a curated record.